CCAAGCGUUUGGGGGGGAGGAGGCCAUUAGCCCCGUGAGGGUGAGACAGCGCCAUCCAUAGUUAAUGCACCCACCAGCACGACUUCGCUACCACAUUCCUACCACACUGAGUCCACUUAAUCAAAUGGAAAAGCAAAUCAAACCCCGUCCGGCAGCGAACGAUUGCGGAUCGACAUUCCCCCCCCCCCCCCCCAAACAAAAACCAAAAAAAAGCCAACACGCCUUUCCUACAGAGCGUGCCCUUUGUACCAAUGUUUUCGAGCAUCCGAAGGCUUUUUAUUUAUUUGCCGUUGCACGUUGUCAUGCCGAUAGUCCAUUUUAUGAAUAAACAACCCCGUACAAACACACACACACACGCGCGCUCGCUCGCUCGCUCGGUCGCACUUGUUUGCUGCCCCGUGCUGUUGCCCACCACCACCGCUACUCUUCGCCCUUCGAGCUGGUGUGAGGCCACGGACAAACUGCGGUGGUUUCUUGUUUCGGGCCGUGCUCCGAUCGCACGCCCGUCAGUCGACCGUUGGUUCACACGUCAUCCGGUACCGCGCGGGAACUACAACAUGUGAUUGCCUGCGACGCGGAAUGUAACGUUCCGACACUGCGAAAGAAAACGGGUUUUGCGGUGGCCAGUGUGUUAAUAGGAGCGACGGAGCGGCGGACUUUGUUAAUCGGUUCCGCUUUUGGGGGGAGGGGGUGUGUGAAUCGAUAGUGGGAGGUUCGUUGGAGGUUCCAUUUGUGCACACGGGGGUAAGGUUUGAUCAUUCGCGUCCGGUGUGUCAAGCAACGCACUGUUACUGUUGUUUUGCUGGUGGAUGAUUCUUGCAACGGAGUGUGUAGAUAGGAAUCAACAGUUGCAGAAAUAGAAUAUUAAUAUUCCAGUGCACGCAGCACGUGUGUGUGUAUACGUGUGUGGCCAAUUCAUCUCCAACAGCGUGCGGGACACGCUUGACGUGAUCAUCGUGAACCGCAAACCCGUUGUAAACGAGCGAGUGAGCGAGCGAGCGAACGAUACCAAUCAAUCGUUGUUUGAUCGAAAACGGUCGGAUUGGCCACGGGGAGCAGCACCGUCGUCACGGUCGCGCCAACAACAACAGGUUGCAGCAAUAGACGCGCUAAAGUCCAACACUGUGUCCAGCGUGUGCGUGUACCUAUGAGGUACGCUCAAGAGUGCAAUGAAGUGCGGCAAAGGUGAACGUAAUUAGUGGGUUCAUCCUCCCUCAGUGUUCAGUGUGUGUGUGUGUGUGUUUGUGUGAGCAAGAGAGACAAAGCAGUUAAUUUUCAAGCACGCUAGGGAAGGAGGCGCACCGGAAGGCGUGGUGGGGAGGAGAUUGAUUCGAUGCUUCCAUGUAGUCAGCUGGUUGCGUGCCGCGAACCAUACAAUGGGCUGCAACACUAGCCAGGAGAUACCGAGCUACGGUGGUGGCGGUGGACAGAAGACGACCGACUCGGCGGCCGCCCUCGGCGAGCUGCUGGAGGGCGAUGUUGAAGAGGUCGAGGCGGCAGCCACAAAGAUCCAGGCAGCGUUCCGUGGCCACAAAGUGCGCAGAGAGAUGAAGCAAGGGGACGGCGUUACCGGUGCGGAGGGUCAGCAGAAGCAGGACGCCCAGCAGACGGAGCGGGAACCGACCAAGGAGGAGCUGGAGGCCGAGUUCGAUCCGAACGACCAAGAGCUGACUCACGCCGCGACCCGUAUACAGGCCAGCUUCCGUGGUCACAUGGCCAGAAAGACGGCCACGAAGGGCGAGGACGAGAAGAAGGAGGUGGACAUUGAUGAAAUUACCAAAAAGGUGGCCGAAGAGCUGGACAUCGACAUGGACGAUCCGGAGCUGCACAAAGCGGCCAGCAAAAUUCAGGCCUCCUUCCGCGGGCACAAGGUGCGCAAGGAUGUACCGAAGGAGGGCGAAAACUAAGCCGCUCUGUUGGUGGGUGCGUUGUUGUGUGCUUGGUGCGUAACCGUAGCAGCGCGCAGCGAGUGGCAUUGGUGGUGGUGGUGGUGGUCGUACUCCGGCGGCGGUGGCGACGACGACGACGAUAUCCUCCCAUUUAUCCCCAUGUGUUUUGGUAAACGAGUAAAUAUCGCAAAUUUGUGGAAAUUUAAUGAUAAACAGUAAUACUGAAUAAAGCAAAAGGCGCGCGCCCAAUACCAUUUUACGGACGGACGGAAGUUGCACUUGUUAUGAUUUUAUAAAUUUUAUCGAUUUCGAUCGAAUCGAAUAUAUUAAACACAAAAGAAAAGAAAAAAACAGUAACUUAGAAAUCAAUCCUACUGAAGAACAUACACAGAUGCAGAAUACAAAAAAAACAGUUACAAAAACAAAACCACACAACUAGAGUGGCUCCUCUAAAUGAACGUAAUGUGUGAAUUUCUAGUAAUUAUAUCACGCGACACAGGGCCAGAAAGGAGGUAGCCAUCAAUUGAAAAAUUGUGGCAAAAGGAAACGAACACAUUUAAAAAAAACACACAGAACAGAAAACGGAAUGGAAAUGGAAAAGCAAAAAUAAAAUAAGUCACAAAAAAACUUCAAAUACAGCAACACAGAGAGAGAGAGAAGAUAAUGAAAUGAAACAAUUAGCAUCACAAAACACAGCAACUCUUACUCUUUAAGCGUACUAAUGCAAAACAAAAACAAACACAAACACAUUAGAAAGAUGAUAUAAAUACUAAGAUACCCAAAUUUCACAGCGGUAAGCCAUUUCUAUUCAAUAAUAAAACAUCUAAACAAAACCCAAGGCAAAGGCAACAAAGCUCCCAAAUGGCAAAGGCCAGCAUAAGCAACUAAAUUAAUAGUUUAGCGCUCGAAAAUGGUUCGUAAAUUUCUCGAUCACUCUUUCCCGCCCCUCAGGGGGUUUGUGUUUUCCGGUUUUCGGUUACAUUGCCUAAAACGCUUCGGAAUGAGCGAGCGAGCCCCACGGAACCUGUGUGAACCCGUUUGAAGGACAGGAGGAUUGUACUUUUAGUCAGAUCAGGGCCGUUUUAAGAGAGAGAUAAUGAGGGCGCGAGGGCAGUGGGGAGGUUCCUUCCUAGGCGACUCUAUAGACCUUUUUUCCCAUUCGGCGUUUGAUAGUUGUAUCGGCAAUCGAAACCGAAGUAGAGCAUUUGCGGACAUAAAAUACAGACACGGGGCGCACAGGGGGGACUGCAUUUAGUCAUCAGUAUCGGUGAAGCCCUAGAAAACAGGGACAUAACACGUUACACACACACGCAAACAUGUAAACACCACCCUUGAAAUGUCCCUCCUCCGAUGAUACGCGCGCAUUAGCUUCGAGGACUUGCGGCGUACGCGAGACGCACCCCGGAAGUUGGAGAGACGAACGCGAACGGAGUUACACUUGUCACCGCCAUGAAUGUAAUACUGUCGUCAAUAGGCAAAAUAAAUGCAUAACUACAUUGAGCUUUAAAAUCCCACAA
Anopheles gambiae (African malaria mosquito) is the source of this 3406-nucleotide messenger RNA. RefSeq names its product neuromodulin (gene igl). The transcript is spliced from 4 exons. Gene Ontology annotation, molecular function: calmodulin binding. Bases 1377 to 1907 code for a protein of 176 amino acids. NCBI's taxonomy places the organism in Eukaryota, Metazoa, Arthropoda, Insecta, Diptera, Culicidae. The record is from RefSeq and is a predicted model, not a curated record.